UGUUGUCAAGCUAUGCCAAACAAAUUCGAGUUUUUGAAGUAGAUGUUUUUAAGAUUUAAAAUUUGUUUAAUACAAAUUACAAAAUAUAAAAAUGUCUGACACAUUUAAUAACUUAAUAAAUGCAACAGAAACAUUAGAUGAAGAAGAAAUAAUCAAUAAUUUAAAAAUCAUACUGACUCAGGGUACAAAUAUUGAAAUAAGUAGUACUGAUGUUAUAAAAACUUUGUUACAAAUAAAUAGAAACGAAAUUCUUAAAUUGUCAACAGAGAUAAUUGCAGAAUGGGCCAAAACUGCAUACAACAGAAAAAAUUUGACAAACGAAAGUAUUAUAAACUGUUUGAUGUCUUUAUUAGAUAAUAAUGAUGUUGACAUUGUAUUUAAUAGUAUAAGGGCAUUGGGAAAUAUCUGCUAUGAAAAUGAAGAAGCCUGCAAUCUAGUCGACAAAAUUGGAAUCAAUAAUAUUCUGAUGAUUCUUAAAAAUGAUGAUAAAAGAAAUGAUCAGUCAUUAACAACAAAAGUAUCUGGACUGCUAUUAAAUCUUAUUAGCUUACACGAUGGAUUAUCUCGAACAGUUCUCAAAAAUGAAAUUGUUCCAGUUUUGGAAAAAUUGAUGAUCAAAUAUUUUGAAACAUUUGAAGAUAACCAAAUGUUACUGACGUUUCUUUUAACAAUUCUCAGUAACCUGUUAGAUUAUUUUGAUGAACAGAAUGUAAUUUUUUCUGAAAAAUUAUGUCAACUUGUAGUAGAUAUAUUUAAAAAAUCGACAAACCCGGAAAUUUCAGUAAUAUGUUUGGAAAUUUUUCAUGGACAAUCCGAAAAAGAUGAAAUAAAAGCUUUACUUGCUAAGGAGGGAGUAUGUGAAUUAUUAUUUGAACUAAUAAAAAAGUAUAAGCAUCAGGUCAAUGAUGAAGAAAGUAGAUCUGUAUUAAAAAUGGCUUGUGAUCUCAUCGUAAUCAUACUUACUGGAGAUGAUUGCAUGUACAUGUUGUAUAACAAUGGUGAAGGACAAGUAUAUUGCAAUAUGAUAACUUGGUUAGAUUCAGAUGACUCCGAUCUAUUGAGUACAGGCAUAUUAGCAAUUGGUAAUUUUGCAAGGCGUGAUAUUCAUUGUAUUCAAAUGGUUAAAAAUGGGAUAUCCAAAAAAUUGAUAAGUUUGCUUUCACAAUACAACAGUAGUACUGGCACAUCAGACAUCAAAAUACAGCAUGCUUUAUUAAGCACUUUAAAGAAUUUAGUUAUUCCCCAUCAGAACAAGGAACAAAUUUUACAGGAAGGAUUAAUUGAUGUCAUCUACCCUAUGAUUAAAAUCGAUCAAUAUUUGGUAGUUUUUAAAUUGCUCGGCACUUUUAGAAUGGUUAUAGAUGGACAAGAAUCUGCAGCACUGGAUUUAAUAUCAAGGGUAGAUUUUCUGGAAAGACUUGUUUACUGGUGUUAUAACUCGGAUCAUCUUGGUGUUCGAGGAGAAGUACCGAGGCUUCUAGCGUGGCUUAUAAAAAAUUGUCACUCAUUUAAACCAUUCGAAAAAUUUGUAUUUGUGAAGGAUACUGUUAGAUGUGUGGUAGAGAUGAUAGCCUCUAACCAUUCAGUUAUGCAAAACGAAGCAUUUUAUGCUAUAAAAUUACUUUUUAUUGGAUGUUGCAGUUCAACAAAUAAUGUGGAAAGCUCGGACACACUUAUAGAGAAAUUAAUUGAAGAAGUUAUUAAUGCCGAUAUUGGCAAACACCUUAAUUUUGUUAUAAAUAAAUAUGGCGAGAAGAUGGAUCAGCAUAGCGUUGAUAACUUGGUGGCAUUAUUGGAACAAAUAUUAAGUUUUAAAAGUGCCACUAAACAUUUGAAAUCUGCAAAUAUUAGCAAAGUUAUUGAAAAAAUGUCUCUUAAUCCAAAUAUUCAGAAUGCUUCGGAUAAAUUUCAUAAAAUCACAACUGUUUUAAAUGAAUAAUACGAUCACACGAAAUUAUGUAGGUUUUUUAAUAUAGAAAAUUCAUGAGCAUAGUUUUUUAUUGCUCUUUUAAGCUUUUUCUUUAUAAGGCUAAAUAAUUAUAAUUUUGUCUAUGUUAUUUAUAUGGAAUGUCUAUUUUAUCUAGUCUAUGUAAAUAUAAGCAAAUUUUAAAUUUUUAAUCUUUCACGCAUUAGAGCAACAUGUGGAGCGAUCAAGUGGUUCGUCAGCGAAGCAGCUGGCUACAACCACUCCAUGUGUUUUAGUAUUUAGGAUGGCAUUUAUAACACAGUUAACUUUUUACCUUUUGAAAUCCUUUAAAAUAAUGACUUGAUUGUUUGUCAGCUUAAAAUUUGAGAUAAUUCACUUUUAGAUUCUGUUUAUGCUAGGUGUAUCUGUUGUAAUAUUUAUUUAUUUUUAUGACACAACUUACUGGUUCACAUUAUAUACAGGGUGGGUGAAAAAAGUUCCCGCAAUUUUAUCCGAUUCCACAUAAUUCCACAACAUUAAUAAUAUUAAACAAAAAAAAUAUUACAACAAAUGUUGGGUUCAAUACAUUUACUCAGCCACUUUCUAAAAUGAUGGUAGCACAUUCUUCCACUGUAAUCUCGCCUCAGGCACGUUCCAACACCGUUUUCAGUUGUUUCACCGUUACAUAGUGUCUUUCUGAGGUUUUUUGCUCCAUGAUGACCCGCACCGAUUAGUCCAUUGGGUUGAGGUCCAGCAAAUUCGGCGGUCAAAUGUCCUUGUCUUAAAAGCCCGGAAACAACUCUUCGCAGAUAACGAUGGUGGAUUGGGCAAAAUGCGCUGGCCCCUCCGUGGCAACGCCUUCAGGAUGCACUGAAGAAUCUGUUCUUGGUAUGCGGCAUUGUCAAUUUUAAUACCAAAGGUGUAUUUCCGGAGGUGCAGAUGCUGGCCCAGAUCAUCACAGAGGUCAGAAAAUGGUACCGGACGAUGGUUUUCGCAGUGGCGGUCUUCUGCUGGCCCUGACUGAGUAGCUGACGACGAUUUUGGUAGUUGUGGAGUGGUUCAAUUGUGAAAAUCAUUUCGUCGGUGAAGAGCACAUUCUUCAGGUGACCACCAGGACCAGCUGACAUAUUCAAUGGCAUUUCUGUAGGCGCUUUGCCUUUAUUAGAUCAUUGUGGUAGCGAUUGCGAGCAACCUUGUAAGUGCAAAGUCUCGGCUUCUUCUUGACGAUGCGUUCAGUGCUGUUCCAUGGCCAUCUUGCUCAUUGAGAGUUCAGCAUCGCACCUUGUUGAUGUUUUCAAAAGUGGUGGCGAUUUAUAGACGCUCGCUCCCUCGACGGUCCUCAGUCCCUCCUGUCUUCUUGGAACGUUUCACAGCAUCGUAGAAAAUUCUACUCUUGAAACCGAUUGCUUGAACAAUUUCGGCCAUCUUUAUUUCUCGUCUUGUGCAAUUAAACAACAGUACAUAUUUACACAGUCCUAGAGCAAAUUUACUAAAAACAAUAAGAUACAAUUAAAACAAUACAUAAGGUUAAAAUUGCAUGGAAAAUUCAACUAAAUUAUUAGAAUUAAAAUAAAAACAAAAAUAACAUUAAAUUACUGACCAAAAAAAUUGUGGCAACUUUUCACUCGCCCUGUAGCUUUAUUCAGUAUUUUUGUAAAAAUAUUAAGAGUUUACGAAAAUUUUACUAUCUUUAUCCUUGUUACUCUUAUGGUUUAGAGGUAGAGACUGAUAUGUUUAGAUUAUUUGGAGUUAAUUUUCCUAAACCCCUAUUCUGUUGUAUACCACACGAUUACGCUGCACCAAAAAUGCUAGUGUAGUUACAAUCAGUGGGGCUUUGAGGGACAAUAAAAGUACUUGUAAAAAGUAGACUGCUUGGGCAAGGAAAAAAAAUUACAGUGUACUUAAUACAAGAACUUUAAAUUUAUUUCCAGUAGCGCUUAAAUAAAAAAAAUACACUAUUUGCAUGAGAGCGGCAUAGUACAGAAACCAACCACUUAGAUGAAGGCUUAUGCAGAAAAAAUCGUUUGAAAAAUGUUUUUCUUUAAUUAUUACAUUUGUAUUCAAAACAUUACAUUUAUCUGUGUAUAGAGUGAGCCAAAUAUCUAUAUUAUUAUCUUGUAUACGAGGCACAUUUCAAAAGUAAGAAAUGAUAAAAGAACAUGAGAAAAUCAAAAAUGUAUUCGUUGUUCUAAAUAGGUAAAUAGUUAUUUUUUUACUUCAUCAACAUUUUCUUAAAUACACUUUUGAUAUGUGAAACCAGCAUUUUUAAACCUUCUUGAUAAAAUUACACACCCUGGAAUUGAAAAGCAAUCUAUAGGUUUUUAUAUUGAGGUAAAUGACAUUACACAUUCACCAUGAGAUAAAGCAUGAAAAGACCUUUCCAACGAGGUAUAACAAUAUGGGCUUUUGAUGAAUCAAUCUUUAAAAAAAUGCUUUUUUUCUGAUCAUACAUUAGGGACUUCCCUAACCCUUUAUGUCAAGAGAUAGAACAAAAUGUCGAUAACAAAAGUUACCGAGCUACGAACUUGAAAACUAUUUCCAAUGAUUGGUCG
Anoplophora glabripennis (Asian longhorned beetle) is the source of this 4458-nucleotide messenger RNA. It is a transcript of the gene vimar, whose product is annotated as rap1 GTPase-GDP dissociation stimulator 1. The transcript is spliced from 5 exons. Gene Ontology annotation, biological process: positive regulation of GTPase activity. Gene Ontology annotation, cellular component: cytosol. The coding region runs from base 92 to 1939 and encodes 615 amino acids. Gene Ontology annotation, molecular function: guanyl-nucleotide exchange factor activity; protein binding. The record is from RefSeq and is a predicted model, not a curated record. Lineage: Eukaryota; Metazoa; Arthropoda; Insecta; Coleoptera; Cerambycidae.